Molecule: messenger RNA, 975 nt
Organism: Oppiella nova
Lineage: Eukaryota; Metazoa; Arthropoda; Arachnida; Sarcoptiformes; Oppiidae
Source: the annotation of a GenBank genome assembly
AUGCACACCUCUACCACCAGUACUGUGCCUUUGGAGCCAUGGUCAGCAGCACAACUUGCUGAAGCAACUCAAGGCAGUAGUGGCAAGACCACCACCAAAGAGAUGUUGGGGAGUAUUCUUUCACGUUUAGCCCCGACCUUGAUUACACGUGGCAAUUUAAAUAAUGAUCUUGGUGUGCCAAUGAUGCUAUUGGAGCUGCGUUCAGAGCAUCAAUAUGCGGUGAUGGAGCUUGGUGCAAGCCAUCAAGGUGAAAUUGAUUACACCUCAAAUCUUGUACAGCCACAUGUUGCUGGCGAAUUUGGUGGACGUGAUGGAAUUUGCCGUGCCAAAUCUGAAAUUUACCGUCAUAUUGAUCAAGCUGGAACAGCAAUUGUUCCUGCUCAGGAUGAUUUUACCGAUACGAUUCGCCAAGUGGUAGACACUGAGCAAGUGUUAAGUUUUGGUCAGGGUGGCGAAGUCUUUGCGACAGAUGUUCAGUUACACGCACAGUCUGCAAUCUUUACCCUUAAUACGCCUCAAGGUGCAAGAACCGUCAAUCUUCCUUUUGCAGGUGAACAUAAUGUCCAUAAUGCAGAAGCAGCGGCAGCAUUUGCCUUAGCGAUUGGUGUUGGUUUAGACGAUAUUAUGAUCGGCUUGGAAUCGGCACAAGGUGCAAAAGGGCGUUUGAAUUUUAUUCAUAAGCACAAGCAUUUAUUUAUUGAUGAUACCUAUAAUGCCAACCCGACUUCAAUGCGUGCAGCAGCUGAAGUACUUGCGCAACAGCAAGGGAUCAAAGUGAUGGUGAUUGGCGAUAUUGGUGAACUGGGCGAUACUGCUGCGCAGCAACACUAUAUGUUGGGUCGUGAUCUGGUGAGUUUGCUCCUGCUACACAAGAAGGUGCGCGAAGCACUCAAUAUGUCCAUGAGUUUCCUGUUUAAAGGUUCUCGCUAUACCCAUAUGGAAACGUUGAUGGCUGAUUUGAUGGAGAAAGUUUAA